GUCAUACCCUUACCUGCACCGUUUAUUUUCUUCAGAUUUUUUCUGAAAGAAUCUACAGUUUUACAAAGUAUCCUUUCAGAUAAGCCAUGUCGGGUCACGGUCACAGUCAUGGGGGAUGUGAAGGUCAUGACCAUGAUCAUGUGACUGAUGAGGAUAGAGCUGCUGCUUAUAGUCUGUAUCUAAAAAUUGAUACAGAGAGGGUUCAAUGUCUGAAUGAAGCAGAGGAUGGAUCAGGCAAAUUUGUGUUCAAACCUUGGGAUCAACGAAUGGACAAAGAAAAGUUUGUUGAGAGUGAUUGUGAUGAGGAGUUGUUAUUUAAUAUUCCAUUUACUGGCAGUGUGAAGUUAAAAGGUAUAAUAAUUAUAGGUGGUGAAGAGGACACACAUCCUAAUAAAAUGAGAUUAUUUAAAAAUCGUCCUAAUAUGACAUUUGAUGAUACUGCAAGUAAACCAGACCAAGAAUUUGAGCUGGCACCAGAUCAUAAUGGAGAGAUAGAAUAUGCAACAAAGGUGACACGGUUCAAUCAAUGUGAAUGUAUAUCCCUACAUUUUCCCUCUAAUUUUGGUGGUGAAACAUCUAAGGUUUACUAUAUUGGUCUGAAAGGAGAUUUUACACAGGCACACAGACAUGAAGUUACAAUAUGCACAUAUGAAAGUACACCAAAUGUUGCUGAUCAUAAAACUAAUUUAUUUGACAAUGUUAGUCAUGCCAUACAGUGAACAGAAUAUACAGUUAACUGUGACAUUGAAUGGAAAACCGGAUAUUCAAUUCCUGUUCCUUAUCUCUGUUGCCAAACCUUGUGGAAACAUAACUUCUUUUAAGUACGUUUUUAUGACUAAGUCAAAGAGUUAUCUCAUCUAAAAGUGAGAAGAUGAACAGUUAGUUAGUUAUUUCAAAGCAUGCAAAGACUUUUGAAUUUGUUUUCAAAUAAUGUUGUUCAUUAAAAAAAAAUUAAAUGUGUUAUCAGAAUGAAUUUUAUUCAUUUUUCAUCAACUCUGUCUCAUUUCUUCCUUUUCUCAUUCUUCAUUUCUGUUCCUGUCUUAUCUAUCUUUCUUCAAUAUCUACUCACACAUGUAUAUAACAACUCAAACGUUCUCUUCUGUCGUAUAUUGUCCCUUUAUUAUUUUCAUGUUUUAAUACUAUGUUUAAAUGUACUUUGAUUCUUUUGGUUAUAAGGUAAUUAUAGGACCUGAUUUAGAGCAUAUAAAGGAAAUAAGAGAUGUUUUUUGUCAUCCGUUAAUAUUAUGGACUUUUUCUUCUGCCUGUGAACUGUUAGAGGUAUCUCAGAUAUGUAAGAUAUCUGGUAACAGUGGGAUAUCAUGUCAUGUGUCUAUGGCGUGAUAUCACAGUGAGGCGGCACUAUAAACAGGGCAUUGUGCUCACUGCUAUAAGUAGACACUGUUGUUUAUAUGACUGAAAAAUUCUUGAAAAAGACGUUAACCUGGAACACGCACAUCUGGUAAGAACAAACACAUUGCCCUAAUUCAGUACAAAAUCUUAUAUUAACUUUUUCCAAUAUAUUGAAGUCAUUUUCCAACCAUUCCUAACUUGACUGUCCGAAGACUAAGGAGGGCUAUUGUGCUCGCCCCAGCAUUGGCAUUGCUGUAGCAGUCGGGUUAAAGUUUUAUGGCAGGCAACUCAGUUCCAUUAUACUUUCUAAACUACUGCCUUUGUAAAUGUCAAACCUCACAUAAGGAUGGGAUCAACAUCUCAUUAAGAUUUGGUUACCCUAAAGCUAAAUGUCACUGGGGUCAGAUAUUGUGAUGGUGUUUAUUAUGACAAGCUUUUAAAUUCCACUGUUUCUUGUUUACUAGUGCCUCUAUAAUUGCACAAUCCCACAUAAGGAUUGGUCUUUUUGGUUAAGGGUCAGUUGUCCCUACCCUGGCAAUUUGUUUUUUCAUGCUCCUUCUUCUCCAAAUUUUGACUCCUGGUUUACUGGCACACCUCCGUCCUUGCAUUGCACCACCACCUUCGUCAUGCAAUUAAGAAGACAAACAAACCUUUGUUGUUGCAUUCACAUUUUUUUUGCCUUUUCUCUUCUCUAUUGGCAAACAUUUUCUAAUAGUAGAGCAUGCUGUCCGAUCAACAGCUCUCGUUGGCAGUCUGAUGACCCGACUAUUGAAAUGAGAAUUAGUUUACACCUGUGUUGUCUAAUCAUAUUUUAUAUAUAGUUGUUGCUGGUUACAUGCAGGAGGAUAGUGUAAGAUACAGAUGGUCCAAUUCUGUAAGUUUCACUGUUGAUUUGCUUUUGCAUGUCGGGUGUAAAAGUCACACAGCAUUUGUACCCAAGUGUAUGUCAGGAGGAGUUACCGUAUAGGAAAGAGCUCCUGACCCCUAUGUUCACAAAACAUUUUCAGUAUGGACAGAGUUUGAUAAUGAAACUUCAUGUCAUUUAUAUCUAAAUUGCAUGUUUAAAACUGAAUUUGAAUUUAAUAACUAUUAUUAAAGUGACAACUCAGUACUGAAGGCCAGUCUCAGUUGGAAUUUAAUCUUAAAGUUGUAGCAAAACUGAUACCAAAAUUUCAAACUCAAACUCAUCCAAGACUGAAAAAUGUUUUGUGAACAUGAGGCCUGAUCCCCAUUUCUUGGUUCAGGUUUACCAUCACUACUGUGAUUGCAUUUUGUUUUGUGUUUUGUUAUCUAUACAUCACUUUCUAUAGGUAUUGUAUGGAACUAUUCAGGUGCAUCUGUUCCAGGCCUGUGUUUUUAUAAUUCAAUACACACUAUAUAUUGACUACGCGAUAGUGAAGCAGUUACUGUAUUUACAAAUAGAGAGCCAGAGUGUAUAGAGCUUCAUGCUCCUUACAUUUGUUCAGUGAGUUACUGCUUUAAUCAGAAACUGUGUUAUUCUGUCUUCAACAUCGUGGGUUAGAGGGAAUGAUGUUUUUUUUAAAACAAUGUAGUUUACUUGCACAAUGUAAUUUUGCUGAAAUCCAAUACCAAUUAUUGAAAAUAAAACUCUAAACAACUGA
Messenger RNA from Mercenaria mercenaria, 2972 nucleotides. RefSeq names its product PITH domain-containing protein CG6153-like. The record is from RefSeq and is a predicted model, not a curated record. Lineage: Eukaryota; Metazoa; Mollusca; Bivalvia; Venerida; Veneridae. The transcript is spliced from 7 exons. Gene Ontology annotation, cellular component: nucleus. Bases 87 to 719 code for a protein of 210 amino acids.